Sinocyclocheilus anshuiensis is the source of this 778-nucleotide messenger RNA. Its product is annotated as immunoglobulin superfamily member 5-like. The transcript has 5 exons. Bases 110 to 778 code for a protein of 222 amino acids. The record is from RefSeq and is a predicted model, not a curated record. NCBI's taxonomy places the organism in Eukaryota, Metazoa, Chordata, Actinopteri, Cypriniformes, Cyprinidae.
GUUACUGUAUUGACUGUGGGAAAAAUGAUUUCUGUUCAGCCUCUCUGGAAUACUGUAUAAACCAUCCUGGAAUAUUCAAGAACAAUGGCCUGACUGUUUCUCUGGCAAUAUGCAUGGCCACAUCCUCCAGCUGUGUGUAAUCCAAGCUGUAGCCUCUUUUAUCCAUCUAGAACCCAAGAAUGCUACUGUGUUACGAGGCAGUGAGGUUCACUUUAACUGCAGCACUGAUGAAUCCUGGGAUGUCAUGACGUGGCUGUUGGGUGGAAGAACAGUCCUCACCAUCUCGGUGGAACAUGGUCCUCUGGGCAGAGAUGAGCAUGUGUCCGCAGUCAAUCACUCCAUCUCAUCUCUCUCCAUGUGGGAGAUAGUUCUGAUGAACGCUUCCUUCAACCCCAUUGUACAGGAAGUCAUAUGUCAAUUGCUGCCUACGAGACUUGGCAGAUCAUCAUCAGCCCUGUUUGUACAAGAAAAAGGAAAUGUCAGGAUUUUGGAGAGUGAUCUGUCAGUUCAAGAGGGGAUGCUUGUCACCUUCCAUUGCCAAGCGAGUGGCUGGUAUCCGGACCCUUCAGUGUCCUGGGUGGUCAGUGGCACCACUGUGGACAGAGGCGACUACAACACCAGCAGUCUCCAGGACCCCAAAGGCCUUUCCAACUCCACCAGUGUGCUUCAGAUAAAAGCAGAGACAAGCAGCACAGUGGAGUGUUGGGCAUCUGUGUCUGCCGCUGUAGCCCACCAAAGCAGCAGUGUCAAGCUGACUGUUGUACUCUUCAUACAGUGA